Betta splendens (Siamese fighting fish) is the source of this 1701-nucleotide messenger RNA. It is a transcript of the gene sgtb, whose product is annotated as small glutamine rich tetratricopeptide repeat co-chaperone beta. The transcript has 12 exons. Gene Ontology annotation, biological process: post-translational protein targeting to endoplasmic reticulum membrane. The coding region runs from base 39 to 959 and encodes 306 amino acids. Gene Ontology annotation, molecular function: molecular adaptor activity; protein binding. The record is from RefSeq and is a predicted model, not a curated record. Lineage: Eukaryota; Metazoa; Chordata; Actinopteri; Anabantiformes; Osphronemidae. Gene Ontology annotation, cellular component: membrane; TRC complex.
AGUUCGACAGCCGGUUUGGCCACAGUGUCCGGGUCAACAUGGCAGUGGAGAAGCGCCUGGCGUACUCGAUGGUGCAGUUCCUACGAGACCAAACGCACCGCGGGGCUCUGAACUCUGACGAGCAGGAGAGCCUGGAAGUUGCGAUCCAGUGUCUGGAGACCACCUUCAAGAUCAGCUCCAGCGACGGACAUCUUGCUGUGCCACAGUCUCUGAGAGAGAUAUUCCUGAAUUCUUUGCUCAAGAAUGACAACACAUCCACGCCGGAGACGUCCCCGUCCCCCGAGGACAUCGAGCGGGCGGAGCAACUCAAAAAUGAAGGGAACAAUCACAUGAAGGAGGAGAACUACAGAUGUGCUGUGGAGUGCUACACAAAGGCCAUUGAGCUGGACCUAAGGAACGCUGUGUACUACUGCAAUAGGGCGGCAGCUCACAGCAAACUGGGGAAUUACACGAAGGCGACCGGUGACUGUGAGCGGGCCAUCGGCAUCGACCCAACCUACAGCAAAGCCUACGGGCGCAUGGGGUUGGCGUUGACGGCGAUGAACAAAUACCCAGAGGCCAUUUCGUACUUCAAGAAGGCCUUGGUGUUAGACCCCGAGAACGACACCUACAAGUCCAACCUGAAGAUCGCGGAGCAGAAACAGAAGGAGGCGACGAGUCCGAUCGCUGCUGGACUGGGGUUCGACAUGGCGAGUUUGAUCAACAACCCUGCCUUCAUCAGCAUGGCUGCGAGCGUGAUGCAGAACCAGCAGGUGCAGCAGCUUAUGUCAGGAAUGAUGUCCAACGCGGUCGGGGGUCCCGCAGCGGGCGUGGGGGGGAUGUCAGACCUUUCCAGCUUGAUCGAAGCGGGACAACAGUUCGCGCAGCAGAUCCAACAGCAGAACCCGGAGCUGAUCGAGCAGCUCAGGAACCACAUCCGGAGCCGCUCCUUCAGCGGCAGCGCGGAGGAGCACUCGUGAUCUCCCCAGCCCCCCCCCCCCCCCCCCCCCCCCCCCCCCCCCCCCAAGGAAGGGCAACCAUUCGGCGCAAUUACAAUCUCUACACCCAUAUCUUAAAAUCAAAUCCAAGGCAGAGCUGGAACGAAGAGACGAGGAUGGGGUCGAAGGCACUUUACUGUGGGCAGAGGCUCUAGAGAGGAGCGAUGAGGAACCGGAACCCGGAUCGUCCCACACAUGUCGACACAAAACUCCAUCAUCGUACAGAAAAGACAAGAGCGUGUUCCGCCCGGCGACAGAGCAUGAGUUCAGUUGUUCCUUCAGAGCUUUCACAUUCUGCAGAGAUCGUGUUGUCCAUGUGCUGAAUAUACUUGCCCUCUUCAUGCUAUGAGCUAAGGGUUAGGGAGGAAUGUACUUUACAACAUUGCAGGGAACAUUUGUGCUUUUUCACAUAAAACACCAGGUUUAUCUUCUUUAAUAUUAUUUUUGUAGACACACUAACCUCGAUUGAUUAAAAUAUGCUGUUAAAUCAACUGUGUACCUGUAAAGCUGUGUUAGCGACCUGCAUUAUGUUAAUACACCUUAGCAGAAAUACAUGUCCUCCCUUUAACGCUGCCUAAAUGUUCAUUAACUAGUAAUAACAUGUUCAGAUUGUUUUGCAUGCUUCGGUCUGGUGUUUCAGAUCAGACCCUCUAUGGAAACACAUAAGAAUGCUGGGGCAACGAGACGUUUGGUCUAAAACACGUCAAUAAAUGUCUUAAACCUU